AUUUUAUUUCGCAUUUAGUUCUGACAGCCACAAAAUUAUAAGCCAAAUUAAAAGUCAAAAUUGUAUAAAAAUAGAAUAAAAUGUCGGCGGGAAUGAUGGAAAGCACCAUUGCGGAAGAAUCCCUUUCCGAAAAGCAAGAAGUCGAAUCUAAACCAAAAUUGUCCGAAUCACAAUCGAUAUCGGUCAAAUUCUCAAAACUGAGCGCAUCGAACAACUCGUCCCACUCUUCGGAAGAAAAAGUUAUGAUGGUCUCCAAAACCCAACAGGUUACCGUAUGUGAUGAAAAACUGUGCGAAAUGGUACCGGAAGGCGAUAAGCGAGACUAUCAGUCGAUCAUGUUCGAGGGGGACUGUGAAAGUAGAAUCGAAGAUGAGGAGAAAAACGACGAAUCAGAGGUUCCGUACGUUGACUCGGAACCACCAUUCAAGAAGAAUAGGCGUGUUCAAGUCCCUUCAUCAGAUAUUACAACAGGCAUAUCGAGCAUUGAACCAUCCCCGAAGAAAUUACCCAAGAAAAAGUUGCACGAUCCUACACCGCAAAAGAUAGGAGUCUUGGUGGGUAUCCCAUGUCGACGUAAGUCAUCCAUAAAUGGCAGCUCCGAAACUCUGCAGCUAGAACUGUUGAAGCACUUUUCGCUGAUUUUUCUAUUCUCCCGUUUGAAGAACCCGAUGAAAUGGGAUGCGACUACAUUUGAAGAGAUUCGAUCGUUGGGCGAGUCGAUUGACUCCUCGUCGGUCACCACAAAGUUUAGCGUUGAUUACCAGGAGCGGAACUAUCACUUGAGAUUGACGAGCACGGUAGCAAAAGGACGUAUCAAUUCCAAAGAUGCUCCUCCACCGACGUUCAAGGGCGCGCUAAUCGAACACGUGUCUAGUUACAGUGGACUGGUUGUGAAAUGCGAAACGAACUACAUGAUGCUCUGGAGGGUUUCUGACGGCUAUUACCUUUACGAUCCCUGCCUGAACGAGGUUUCUCAAUUGAUAUUUUUCAAUAGUCUCAAGUUGUUGAUGGAGUUUGUACUGGAGACGAAACAGCUAAACGAUCGGUCCAAGUUCUACAUGUCCAAGAUUUCGUGGCAUUCGGUCGAUGAUGGUAUGCUCGUAACGCUGAAGAGGAAGUCACGAGUUGCCAAGAAAUUUGAAAUUCUCAACGCUAAGGAGGCCUUACUGAUGGGUGAUCGAUUCUUCAAAAAAGCGGGAUACAAGUUGGAAUCGCUGAGAGUUUCUCUGAAUGCAAUCUACCAGUCUGAGAAACUGGGUGCCCGAUCGUGGGAUGCUGGCAAUCUGAAUAGUUUGUUCGACGGUCAAAUGAACGACAAGGAGAUCAACAAGCUCGGCGUAUUUCUUUUGGAGGAGGGGCAAGAAGAAAGCUUCCUCUUGGACAAAGUCAGAUUGAUUCGAUUGGACGUUGCCUUUGGAUAUACGGAACGAGAGCCGUUCGAGUUGUUGAUCAAUCGUUUCUUGGCCAUUCGGGUUGCCAUUAUCUUGCGGGUAGAAGAGUACUACUUCGCAAUCUGGAGUAGCGAUAGCAUUUUGUACUGGUUUUCGCCAUUCCGGUACGAUGCUUUGAAACUGGACCCAGAAGAAUUGGAAGACAAGGCCAGUUUCCUGUUUGCAUUCGGCUCACUGGAUAGAUUGUCUACGGUGCUGUUUGAAUAUCUUACCGAAAUCGGGCUGCUACCCAGUCACAAGGUGCACGUAUUCACGGUGGAUGGUGAAGCUUUUGGGAAAGCAGUACGUCUGCCGUUGGUCGAUAGCAAAGAUUCGUUGAUGCGCAGCGAGCUGGAGAUCAACGUUCCAGAGGGUUCCAAAAUGAAAGAAUACGUUCAGAUUGGGGAUUUGCCGCCGAUGACACUUUCGGAAGCUAAACUGUGCCGCAUCAUGUUGCGCGAAAUUAUGGGUGGUGCUGAAAAGCGUUAUGACGAAUAAAUUGAAAUAAGAAGAGAA
Aedes aegypti (yellow fever mosquito) is the source of this 1946-nucleotide messenger RNA. RefSeq lists its product as uncharacterized. NCBI's taxonomy places the organism in Eukaryota, Metazoa, Arthropoda, Insecta, Diptera, Culicidae. The record is from RefSeq and is a predicted model, not a curated record. Bases 81 to 1928 code for a protein of 615 amino acids. The transcript is spliced from 3 exons.